Messenger RNA from Plutella xylostella (diamondback moth), 788 nucleotides. It is a transcript of the gene mRpS25, whose product is annotated as mitochondrial ribosomal protein S25. The record is from RefSeq and is a predicted model, not a curated record. Gene Ontology annotation, molecular function: structural constituent of ribosome. Gene Ontology annotation, cellular component: mitochondrion. Lineage: Eukaryota; Metazoa; Arthropoda; Insecta; Lepidoptera; Plutellidae.
CAGACGUCAGUGUCAAAACUGUCAUUAAGUGUCUCACAAAAAUUUUGAGGUUAUAAUUUAAAUUAAAAUAGAAAACACAAGAUAUUUUUACUAAAUUGCCUUAUAAAAUAAUCCAAAAUGCCGUUCAUGAAAGGAAGAGCCCCUAUUCGACGCACUCUGGACUACCUGAACGCGGGAAAGCUAGUUUUCAAGGACAGAGUCAGGAUAUUCUCGCUCGCCUACAACAUCACCGGGACAAACAAUGCAGGGGCGAAAGACUUCGUCUUCUGGUAUUUACCACAGAUCCAGUACAAAAACCCGGACGUCCAAGUGGCCACCUUGAAAAACCUAACGCCAUCGCCCUUCAUAAAGUGCUAUUUUGACGAUGGCAGGCAUAUUCUCGUUGACAUUGAUAAUAAGAGCAAAGAAGACAUACUGCAGCAUUUAAUCAACACCAUAGGCAAGUCUAAAGAGAUCCUAGAAGCUGAAGCAGUUGAAAAGGAGGACAAUCCAGCCAAUUUCGGUAUCGGCUGUGAGCGAGCAUGCAUCUGUGAAAUGAACGGGCAAGUUCCAUGCCCCGGUGUUGUGCCUUUACCAAAGUUCAUGAGAGGAAAGUUCAAAUAUCAAACUAACUAAUUAAGUAUUAUUAAGAUUUGUAGAAGCUACUUUGUAUUAAAAACUUUCUUGUCUACAAUUUCUAAAAUGUUUGUCUAAGAAUGAAACUUACAGAGUAGUAGAUAAGCAUCUUAUUUAAUUUUAAGACUUGUAGAUAGUAACAAUAUUACAAUAGAUUUAUAAAACAAAUACAA